CGGGGAGGAGCGAACCCGCAGCCCGACAGCGGGGCACCAUGCAGGUCUCCUUUGUGUGCUCCGAGCACAGCAUCAAGAGCCGGAGCGCGGAGGACCGGCUGAACAGGCAGAAUGCCAGCAGCCCCAGCCUCGGCACGCGCAGCAAAUUCCGGGCGGUGGCCAUGGUGGCCCGGAGCCUGGGGCAGCUCUCGGUGCAGAACGCGCCGUCGUCCAGCGAGUCCAGCAUCAAACAGCCGGGCAUGAAGUACAGAAAUCUGGGCAAGUCUGGGCUGCGUGUAUCCUGCCUCGGCCUGGGGACAUGGGUGACAUUCGGGGGGCAGAUCACAGACGAGAUGGCCGAGCAGCUGAUGACUUUAGCGUACGACAACGGCAUUAAUCUGUUCGACACGGCAGAAGUCUACGCUGCCGGCAAGGCCGAGGUUGUGCUGGGAAACAUCAUCAAAAAGAAGGGCUGGAGACGAUCCAGCCUGGUCAUCACCACCAAGAUCUUCUGGGGAGGAAAAGCAGAGACGGAGCGGGGACUGUCCCGAAAGCACAUCAUUGAAGGUCUGAAGGCGUCGCUGGAGCGGCUGCAGCUGGACUACGUGGACGUGGUGUUUGCCAACCGGCCCGACCCCAACACGCCCAUGGAAGAGACGGUGCGCGCCAUGACCCACGUCAUCAACCAGGGGAUGGCCAUGUACUGGGGCACGUCACGCUGGAGCUCCAUGGAGAUCAUGGAGGCGUACUCAGUGGCACGGCAGUUCAACCUGAUCCCACCGAUCUGCGAGCAGGCUGAGUACCACAUGUUCCAGCGGGAGAAGGUGGAGGUGCAGCUGCCUGAGCUCUUUCACAAGAUAGGUGUCGGUGCCAUGACCUGGUCACCGCUGGCGUGCGGCAUCGUCUCAGGGAAGUAUGACGGCGGCAUUCCUCCGUACUCAAGAGCAUCACUGAAGGGGUACCAGUGGCUGAAGGACAAGAUCCUGAGCGAGGAGGGCCGGCGGCAGCAGGCGAAGCUGAAGGAGCUGCAAGCCAUCGCCGAGCGCCUGGGCUGCACGCUGCCACAGCUCGCUAUUGCAUGGUGCCUGCGCAACGAGGGCGUCAGCUCCGUGCUGCUGGGGGCCUCCAACGCCGACCAGCUGAUGGAGAACAUCGGAGCCAUACAGGUCCUUCCCAAGCUGUCGUCUUCCAUCGUCCAUGAGAUCGACAGCAUCCUGGGCAACAAACCCUACAGCAAGAAGGACUACCGCUCCUAGGCGCGCCCGGCACGCCGCCCCGCCGCCCGAUCGCUUGCUUACGCUUGGAUGAAGCAAAGUGGAGAGCGCGGCCCGCAUCAAGAACAGCACGCCAAGAGUGUAGAGAAACCGUUCCAAACGUCGCUGCAAGAGAACAUAACGCUUACUACAUAACAUUUAAUUUGAAUGCCAGAAAGCCACCGCCGGGGAGAGCGCUGGGGCAGCGCACACCCCACGCCUGGACUCGGAGCCGCAGGGCACACGGCCAGGCUCUGUGCUGUGCUGCUGGGGGCUGUCCUGGCACCGUGGGAGGACUCAGCCGGCGGGGGCCAUCCUGGGUGGCGGCUGCAGCCGUUGCAUGCGUCUCCCUGCUGCUUCUCUUCUUUACUUUGUGUUUCCGGACAAGGAGGCCGUUGGGUGCAGGUGUGCUCAGAGCACCGUGGGAGUUGCGUGGGCAGGGCUGGAUGCUGGCCUGGCUCGGCGCUGGGGCUGUAAGAGGCUGCUGUGCAACACCAAGAACAAAACCACCACCACCUCUCCUUCCAGCACUCUGCUCUGCAGCCCCAGCACACUGCGUCUGUGCCCUUGCCUGAGAUGGGCACCAGGGAGGAGAAGAUGGGUGGGGAACAGGAACCCUGGGAGGGGGGACUCCACCCAGCCCCUCCCCAGGCAGCCCCUGUUUUCCCUCCUCCUGUGCAGGGGAAACAGCAAACACUGCUGCAUGGAGGUGGGGAGGUAGAGCAGUGAUAGAUAAGGGAGAGCUGCAAUUUUUAUAUACCUGCACCAACCAUGCAGAAACACACAUAAGCAGGUAUAUAGAAUUGCAUAUCUACGUGCAUCUGUAGGCAAUUUACAGAUGUGUCACUGUGUAUACAUGCACACACUGCAAGCACAUGUACAUACAUGUAUACGCAGAGAUAGCUGUGUGUCCACCCAUGUGCGGGAUGGCACCGAGCCCCACUUCACCUGGUGCCACUGCCCAGGGCUGUGGGCUCGAAUGGGGGCAGCAGGGGGAGCCCAGGCAGGGGCUGGCUGCUCCCCAAGCAUUGUGCUCACCUCCCACCCGGAUCCCAGGGGUGGAAGAGCAGAGCUCCCCUCAUCGCCAGCACAAUAAUGACGCUGCUCCCACCUCCUUUUUACAGGAUUUAUUAAAACACAGAGAACAUGAACCAAAACACACAGAGUACAAAGUAAAUGUGAGUGUGUUGGUUACAGGUGCCAUAAACCUCCUACGAAAGGUCACCACGGUGCAGUCAGUAUCACAAAAUAGCAGCCCACCAGGCACAAAGGCAGCAGUGCGGUCACCCUCUGCUCUGCUGCAGCAGCCCCCACAACCCCCCCCAGCUCCAGGCAGCUUGUGGCCACAGAGAGGACGGAAGGAAGAAGCAGGAGGAGCGCAGGACGGCCGGCAGGGCACAGCACAGCCCUCCCCAGCCGUGCUCUCCCCCCUCCAGCAUGGCGAGGGCAGGUUGCAGGCAGAGGGACCCCAAGGCAGGGCUCACUGCAGCCCAGGGAUGGGUUGGGAGUGGUGGCAACCGACUCCUCUCCUCCUCCUCCUCCUCCUCCUCUCUGCUCCCUGUGCUGCAGCAGGGCAGCGGUGGGCACGCGCUUGCUCAAACACAAAAAGGACAUAAAAAUAGAACUUACAGGGAAGCUACUGAACAGGAGUAAGCUUGGCGCCUAACGGUCAGCGUGGAACUGGACUAGAAACAGAGCUUCCAACAGGUCUCCCUUUAACUCUGAUACAUGUCAAUAAAAACAGACAUAAAUACUGUUA
Messenger RNA from Meleagris gallopavo (turkey), 2991 nucleotides. It is a transcript of the gene KCNAB2, whose product is annotated as potassium voltage-gated channel subfamily A regulatory beta subunit 2. Gene Ontology annotation, biological process: regulation of action potential; regulation of potassium ion transmembrane transport; potassium ion transport. Gene Ontology annotation, molecular function: potassium channel regulator activity; voltage-gated potassium channel activity; transmembrane transporter binding. The record is from RefSeq and is a predicted model, not a curated record. Gene Ontology annotation, cellular component: membrane; voltage-gated potassium channel complex; cytoplasm. NCBI's taxonomy places the organism in Eukaryota, Metazoa, Chordata, Aves, Galliformes, Phasianidae.